CCCUUUGCUGCUUUCUUCUGUGGGUGUUUGCAGCAGCACAGUGUAGUUAUGUAAAACCUCCAUGUGUAUGUGGGGUCAAAGCAUGGCAUGUAAUCGGGUUCUCUGCAGCCCAGGUCUGUGCCAGACUGGGAUGUGAUGGGUUUUGUUCUCUGCUAAUCUCUCCUGAGCAGUGGACAGUGAAGUCCCAAUUGCAAAUUGUGACUGGGAUUAGUGAGCAUCUGUUCAAAGAGAAAGGGUGUUUUUGAAAAGUGGAGAACUUUCCUGAUUUAGUGAAAACUAAUAGUGCAGGUCCUUGCAUUAGCAGCAGGACCCACCGUGGCUUUCCUGACCACACGGCUGACUGCUGAAUCACUGUCAGGGUCAGGCUUGUAAAGCCCUCUGGAAUACCUGAUUUUAUGAUGAACGUAGUAAGUUCAGUUCUGUAAGUGUGUGAAUGAACUACAAGGAAAUCUAUAUGUAAAGAUUGAAAGAGUAAGGGUUACCUUGUAAAAUUGUCAUAAAGUACUUUGAUGAUUACUGAAUGUAUGUAAGAUAAAACACAAUACCCAGGUGAAUAUUUUUUUCUCUCGUGUUUGAACUCUAAAGAGUCUUCAUUUUUACAAUGUAAUUCUUAAAUGCUUUCUAUUAGGUGUUCUCUGGUGUGGUCAGCUUGUCCUGGAUAUCUCACUUAAAAUUUGCUUCAUCUGCUCUCCCUGUAUUCCUGUUUUAUUGUUUUCUUCUGAAGCUUUUUGCAGUGCUUUUCUGUCUUCUGCCUCAGAUACUUUUAAACUUAAUUCCAUCGCCAUGUUUCUUGAUCUCUAACUCUUAACCAAAUGUUACACAAUUAAGCUUACUUCAAGUGACUGCAAUGUAUGUGGAUUUUAAAAGCAUAGCUGAAAUAUAAGUUUAGAUACACUGAUAAUGGGAUACGUAGCAAGAUGGAUAAAGCAGUUGCUUUUCAAAGAUGGAGUUGUGUGGGUUUUGUGUACUUUAUAUAUCUCGCAUAAAAUCCAUUCUUGUUCUACAUAAAUGCGUAUUUUUUUUAACAUGCUGCUACUGAGAAAGAAAAUGCAAGUGUUUUUCAACUUAAAGUAGAAAAAACUUUGCGCUGUUGAAAUAGGGCCCUGGAUUGGGAAGGCAGCUGGGACAGAGACAUGCUCAUAACCUUGACCUUUUUUCUUCUGUUUCCAGUACAAGAGAAACUGCCUUCUGCAGAACUGGUCUCUUCAAGGAAUAAUCCUUGCUUUAAUUUUGUGCUUUCCAUUCCUCUCUAAGUGUACCUGUUCUCUUAGAAACUGAUUUGGAGCUAUGCAAUUUGUGCCUGUUUCUUUUUCAAGUGAUUGUGUUUCAUGUGCAUCUGAGCGGCAGUGCUGGAGAAGCAAAACUGCUCUGCAGAGAUUUGAAAGGGCUUUACCUCAUCGGGGACCCAAGAACAACAUAUUCCGGGUGGAAUUUUUUCAUGUGUGCUGAAUUGCUUUACAUUUUGUGUACUUAAGCCAAGGCUGAAAGAGUAUGGGGAGAAGCAUUACAGUUUAUUUCUGCUCUGCACUUAAAAAAAAAAAAGUCUUGUGAAGUAUAUCCAUUACACCAUAAAAUACACUGUGGAUAUUGAUAAUACAGUUUAGUUAAAACUGCCCAAAUAUUUAGUAUUUUUAGUGGGAUCCAAGGGCAGAUACCUCUCUCAUGACUAUUGUUUCAGGAUCUUUAACUACCACAUGUGGUCAUGGUUAUCAGAGUGUUGGGCCUGAAGGAAGGCAGCAGUAUGCUGGUAAGAGACAGACACCGGUGUCCUGCAGGGCUGGCUGGGGGCGUCGUGCCAUCUCCUGACUCACCUAGUAUCUCUUUCUGCAGGAGCAGGGUUUUCCUUAGCUCUCCCAUCCCAGUACAAAGCCUGAUGCUUGUGGUCUGAGAGUACAGGCUGAUGUCACAGCUGCAAUGUAACACGAAAGAAUCACUUUCUAAGUGCUAUUAUCGGUAUAACUGCAAUUUGAGCAAGAGGUCUUGUUUACUUCCUGCAAAAUUUAAAACUUAUUUUCCUUGUUCACAUCUGUCUUCACAUCAGUAAUUUGAAUUUUACUGCAUAAAGAUUAAAUAUUAUGUUUGGUCUUAUUUACCAGAUCUUAACAGCGGAAACUUUUUGCCCAAACUUCAGUUACUUUUAACUUCCUCUCGUCCUGUUCUGUGGUGGUAUAGGUUUCGUUUUCAAAUAUGUAUUAUAUGCCAAAGUCAUCUUGGAUUCUAUGAGCUUAAUUUUUUUGUGGUCUUCUCAUAGACACAGUACAGUAAUAUAGGCUAUAAACAAAACCAUUAACCAGAGAUCAAGGCUUAUGUGCUAGUAAACUUUAGAUGCUUUCAGACAUCCCAAACUUCUGAAAUUCACUUGUCUUCAGUAUGAAAGUAGCUUUUUGUAGAAGAGGAGUAGUAUGUAUAGGAAACACUGCUGUAUUUUUAUCUGAAAUAAUAUACGUAGGUUCUGGGUACCUCUUGAACCUGUUAAGUUAUGUAAUAAAAGCCUUGUAAGAUUGAGAUCUUUAAUGUUUUUUAGAUCAACAUGAUGCAUAAGUUUAAAACUGCAUCUGUUUAAAGGGAUUUAUGACUAAACCUGCUUGUUUUUCUACAGAAUUGUCUGGUGUUUCUCAGCUUGAAGAAGAUCUGCAGUCAUUAUUGAUCCUCUUUCUUGGCGUUACCAUUUUUGAAGUGAAGUUUGCCUAGCUUUCUAGUGUGAGCUCUCUUUUCAGCCAUCUUUAAAAAAAAAAAGGAAAUUUUUUGAUCCAUAAAGUAGACGAGCUAUAGUUCUACAAUGUCCAAGUCAUUCCAGCAGUCAUCUCUGAGUAGGGAUUCACAAGGUCAUGGGCGUGACCUCUCUGCAGGAAUAGGCCUUCUUGCUGCUGCUACCCAGUCUUUAAAUAUGCCAGCAUCUCUUGGAAGGAUGAACCAGGGUACUGCACGCCUUGCUAGCUUAAUGAAUCUUGGAAUGAGUUCUUCAUUGAACCAACAAGGAUCUCAUAGUGCACUGUCUUCUGGUAGUACCUCUUCCCAUAAUUUGCAGUCUAUAUUUAACAUUGGAAGUAGAGGUCCGCUCCCUUUGUCUUCUCAGCACCGUGGAGAUGCAGACCAGGCCACUAACAUUUUGGCCAGCUUUGGUCUGUCUGCUAGAGACUUAGAUGAACUGAGUCGCUAUCCCGAGGACAAGAUCACUCCUGAAAACUUGCCUCAGAUCCUUCUACAACUUAAAAGGAGGAGAGCUGAAGAAGGUUAUGGUAGAGAUGGCAGAUCAUCCACACGGGAACCACCAUACAGAGUACCUAGGGAUGAUUGGGAAGAAAAAAGGCAUUUUAGAAGAGAUAGCUUUGAUGAUCGUGGUCCUAGUCUCAACCCAGUGGUUGACUAUGACCAUGGAAGUCGUUCUCAAGAAUCUGGUUAUUAUGACAGAAUGGAUUAUGAAGAUGACAGAUUAAGAGAUGGAGAAAGGUGUAGGGAUGAAUCUUUUUAUGGUGAGACUUCGCAUAACUAUCAUAAAUUUGACAGUGAGUAUGACAGAAUGGGUCGUGGUCCUGGUCCUGAGAGAUCUCUCUUUGAGAAAAAGAGAGGUGCUCCUCCAAAUAGCAAUAUUGAAGACUUCCAUGGAUUCUUACCGAAGGGUUAUCCCCAUCUGUGCUCUAUAUGUGAUAUGCCAGUUCAUUCUAAUAAGGAGUGGAACCAUCAUAUCAAUGGAGCGACUCACAGCCGACGUUGUCAGCUGCUGCUUGAAAUAUAUCCAGAAUGGAAUCCUGAUAGCGAUUCAGGACAUGGAAUGGGUGAUCCCUUUAUGUUGCAGCAGUCCACAAAUCCUGCACCAGGAAUUCUGGGACCACCGCCACCUCCAUUCCACCUUGGAGGACCUCCUGUUGGGCCAAGAGGAGCUGGAAAUGGAAAUAUGCAGGGACCGAGACACAUGCAAAAGGGCAGAGUGGAGACAAGCAGGGUUGUUCACAUCAUGGAUUUCCAGAGGGGAAAGAACUUGAGAUACCAGCUGCUUCAGCUUGUUGAACCGUUUGGAAUAAUUACAAAUCACCUGAUUCUAAACAAAAUCAAUGAGGCAUUUAUUGAAAUGUCGACCACUGAAGAUGCCCAGGCUGCAGUAGAAUACUAUUCAACAACACCUGCGCUGGUGUUUGGUAAACCAGUCAGAGUCCACUUGUCACAGAAAUACAAAAGAAUAAAGAAACCCGAGGGUAAACCGGACCAAAAAACUGAGCCGCCAAAACCAGAGCUCGGUCGUGUGAUUCACCUCAGCAAUUUACCUCACUCGGGAUACUCUGACAACGCAGUACUCAAACUGGCUGAACCAUAUGGAAAAAUUAAGAACUACAUACUCAUGAGAAUGAAAAGCCAGGCAUUCAUUGAGAUGGAGACCAGAGAAGAUGCUUUAGCUAUGGUUGAGCAUUGUGCCAACAAAGCGCUUUGGUUCCAAGGCAGAUGUGUGAAAGUGGAUUUAUCUGAAAAAUACAAGAAACUGGUGUUAAGGAUUCCAAACAAAGGAGUUGAACUGCUGAAAAAGGAUAAAACUAGAAAGAGAACAUAUUCUCCAGACAGCAAAGAUUCUCCAAGUGAUAAGAAGUCUAAAACAGAUGCUACUCAGAAACCUGAAAGUGGCAGUGUAGAAGAUAAGGUGAAAGAGGAGAAACAAGAUGAUGCUGCUGAGCCAUCGGGCACUAAAAGUAGUGAACAGGCAGACCAAGAUGAGCCGAGUUUACUCCUUGAAUCUGAAGAUGAGCUGCUAGUGGAUGAGGAGGAAGCAGCAGCACUGUUAGAAAGUGGCAGCUCAGCAGGAGAUGAUGCAGAUGUUGCCAAUUUAGCUGAUGUAACUACUGAAGAAAAAAAGGACACAGCUGAUGAUGUGACCGUAAAAACUGAGGGGAAUGUUGUGGCCAAUCCAGCAACAAAGAAAAAGCUUAAAAAGCGAUACGUGGGUGGCUUUCCACGGAGCAUGGAAGGUUUUGUCACUCUAGAUGAGGUUGGUGAUGAAGAAGACUCGGAUCAUCAAAAACUCCGCAAGUCAGGUUUGGCAGUAAAAUCUGCUGGCAAAAAUGACGAUAGUUUGGCAGAAAUCAAGGUAGACAAGAUUGAGGAGCCAGAGCAGGAAAAUGAAACGAUAGAAAAUGGAACCAAAACCGAAGAUAAUUCGAAAGCUGAAACUGUUGAGGCUUCUGAUCCAGCAACAGCACAGGAUACUGAGAAGAAUGCCCAUGAAAAUACAGACACCCAGGAUGAACAGGAAACAAAGAAUGUCCAAGAGAAAUCUCUUGUUCCAGAUGAAUUUAGGAUUGGGCCAUACCAGCCAAAUGUUCCUGUUGGUGUGAAUUAUGUGGUACCCAAAACAGGGUUUUAUUGCAAAUUGUGUUCCCUGUUCUACACAAAUGAAGAUGUUGCAAAAAAGACCCAUUGCAGCAGCCUUCCUCAUUAUCAAAAGUUGAAGAAAAUUCUGGAUAAAAUGGCAGAAGACCACAGGCAAAAGAAAGAAGCUUAAAAGGAAGGAAGGAUGUAAGGAAACCAGUGGCUUUGUUUUUAAUGUUAAUCUUUUUUAAAAGCAGUACAAGUAGUAGAUGGAAAUACUGUAUUCUUUUUUGGUUUAGUGAAAUACAGUAGGCAUUAUAGGUCUGUUCAUGUGUUAAAUGUUGUAGCAAAAAUACGCAGUUAAGUUAAUGACAAAAAUUUGUUCUUAAUGUGAGAAUAGCAACAAGUUUUCAUUUUGACACUUCAAGCUAUUAAAGAAAAGUAUCUUGCACCCUUGUGGAAAGCUCAUCUAUGGGAAGAAAGCCUCAUUUAAGUGAAAUUUACUACUUUCAAGCUUCAGAAAUUCUUUCAGUUCCAUUCUCAAUAAAAAAUAAAAAGUAACACUGUUUUUUUUAUUUUAUCUAGAACAUUCCAUAUUUCAGUCUGAGCCUAGCAGGUAUUAAUUUUGAGUGUAAGGCUGUCAUUGCAUUUCAUUUUUGAAAAGUCUUUAAAUGUAAGUUGCUUUUUUAAAUGUUGAAUUGCAGUUUCUUUUAAUGUCAUUGCUGUUACAUAGCAAAUAGAAAAAUCAGUGAUUAGUCAGCUUUACAACUUCGUGAUUUUUUUUUUUCUAAGCUCUUGAUAGACUUUCCUAUUCAGCUAUUCCGUGUAUUUUUAGUGAAAAGUAAAUGCCCAUACUUCUCUGACCAGUAUUAUUUCUUGAGCUCUUCCUGCUUUUACUUGAAUCUUGUAGCUGUCGUACAUCUCUAGUAUAUUCGGAAGAAGCAUUUGAGUCCUGAAAUGUAAAAAAGGUACCUUUAUAUUCUUCACAUGUAAUUUUUUCAUACCUGCUUUUUAAAACAGUUUUUGUUAAAAUCUGGUUUCAUCAAGAAUCUUUAGAACUGUGCUCUUAAUGUACCUGCACAUGUGAUAUGUGAACAGGAAUUUGCAUGUGUAACCUGUGUUUAUCUGUAGUUUUUGUUAUUUACUGCUUAUUUGUGAAUUCAGGUUACUAAAGUGAUUUACCAAUAAACAAGGCUAGGCAACAGUAAUCUGUUAUAGAUGUUUGGCAUGUUAACCAAUGUGUCUACUGCACUCUUUACUCCUGUGUUCAUGAUACCACACUGAAAUGCUAGCUCUCUUUUUAAAAUUUGCAUGUCUUAACACCUGUGAUUUAGCAGCUUACUGCAUAACUUUUCUUUCUCUUUCCUUUGUUUCCAAACAAAUUAAAAUAUCACUUGUUAAAACA
Falco peregrinus (peregrine falcon) is the source of this 6700-nucleotide messenger RNA. RefSeq names its product matrin 3 (gene MATR3). The coding region runs from base 2780 to 5488 and encodes 902 amino acids. Lineage: Eukaryota; Metazoa; Chordata; Aves; Falconiformes; Falconidae. The record is from RefSeq and is a predicted model, not a curated record. Gene Ontology annotation, molecular function: RNA binding; zinc ion binding. The transcript is spliced from 14 exons. Gene Ontology annotation, cellular component: nucleus.